Molecule: messenger RNA, 1347 nt
Organism: Spodoptera littoralis (African cotton leafworm)
Lineage: Eukaryota; Metazoa; Arthropoda; Insecta; Lepidoptera; Noctuidae
Source: the annotation of a GenBank genome assembly
AUGGAGGGCGCGGACGGCCGCGAUGAUCUGCUAGAAUGGGAGGCCCUGUACUUGCGCCUGCCGCUGCAGAACUCGACGUGGAACGCCACGGGAUGGGACUCGGGCACGUGGAACGUGACGGGGGUGCCCAACGCCACGUGGUGGGAGGCUGCCGCGCCCUUCGACUCGCCGGCCGCGCUGGUCCGCGCCGCCGCCAAGGCCGUCGUACUCGGACUACUGAUUCUCGCCACUGUAGUCGGAAAUGUAUUCGUGAUAGCAGCAAUAUUGUUAGAGAGGCACCUGCGCAGUGCUGCCAACCAGCUGAUCCUGUCACUGGCGGUGGCAGACCUGCUGGUGGCAUGCCUGGUGAUGCCGCUGGGCGCCGUGUACGAGGUGGCGCAGCGCUGGACGCUGGGCCCCGAGCUCUGCGACAUGUGGACCUCCGGAGAUGUGCUCUGCUGCACCGCCUCCAUUCUACAUCUCGUUGCCAUUGCACUUGAUAGGUAUUGGGCUGUGACAAACAUCGAUUAUAUCCACGCAAGAACCGCACGUCGAGUAGGACUCAUGAUAGCGUGCGUGUGGGUAGUAAGCUUCCUGGUGUGUAUCGCACCGCUCCUGGGAUGGAAAGAUCCCGACUGGGACCGAAGAGUCUCUGAAGACCUACGUUGUGUCGUCAGUCAAGACGUGGGUUACCAAAUUUUUGCGACAGCAUCGUCGUUCUACGUGCCAGUUCUCGUAAUUUUAAUAUUAUACUGGCGAAUAUACCAAACUGCCAGAAAAAGAAUACGUCGGCGGAGAGGGGCUACCGCGCGUGGUGGAGUGGGCCCUCCCCCCGUGCCUGCUGGCGGAGCGCUGGUCGCAGCCGGCGGCAGUGGUGGGAUCGCAGCCGCCGUGGUAGCAGUCAUAGGACGACCUCUACCGACUAUAUCCGAAACGACUACAACGGGAUUCACAAACGUAUCUUCGAAUAAUACAAGCCCCGAGAAACAGUCGUGCGCUAACGGCCUGGAGACAGACCCGCCGACGACGGGUUACGGGGCCGUAGCUGCCGCCUACUAUCCCACGCUAGUGCGGCGUAAACCUAAAGAAGCUGCUGACUCCAAACGUGAGAGGAAGGCGGCGAAAACAUUGGCAAUAAUAACCGGCGCGUUCGUAGCGUGUUGGCUUCCCUUCUUCGUAUUGGCCAUUUUAGUGCCGACGUGUGACUGCGAAGUAAGUCCUGUGCUGACAUCAUUUUCACUGUGGCUGGGCUACUUCAACUCCACCCUGAACCCGAUUAUCUACACGGUGUUCAGCCCGGAGUUCCGGCACGCGUUCCAGCGGUUACUAUGUGGGCGGCGCGCGCGCCGUCGCCGCGCCCCGCCGUAG